UCUCAGCUGCUUGAAAGCGACUCCCUCUGGGGUCCCAGCGUCAUCAGCAAGUUUCCGGCUCUUAUUUUGAAGAGGAAGAAUUCAGGAGGAUAGUAGAAAUGAGGUGUAGCCCGCGCACGUUAACUAAGAACUUCAGCAUUUAAAAGACCAUAAUACCCUCUCGACUGCAAUUCUUCUUUGUAGAAUUCUUCCUAGGGUUUUUUAAUUUCACCCUGGAUUGUUAAUCAGUUCCAACUGAGCUCAAAGGAAUGAGAAACAACAUCAAUAACGACGAACCAGCGACAGCUCCAGAGCCUAAUCGAUGGUAUGACAUUACCUUAGGCUCCUCGUUCAAGGAUCACCACUUCUUCCACCCUUCUCCCAAGUUCUGUACUUUACGUUAUGAAUUUAAGCCAGCUUCAAUUGAUAAGAACCAACCAGGAAUAUUCCACAAGAAAAAGGAUAACAGGGUCACUGUGGAAUUUCAAAACAACCAACAUGGAAAGCCCAAGGUGACUUUUGAGGGUAUCAGUGAGGACUACAGGGACAAUGAUGCUGUGUUAUUUUUUGAUGGGGAGACCUUUCGGUUGGAGAGGUUGCACCGAGCAGUGAAGCGAUUGAGGCAUGUGCGGCAACCUGGUGAGUCUGCAGCCGCAGCUUCUGUGGCUGUGGUUACUUCAGUUAGCCCAGCUGCAGAGUCAUCUCCACCAGGCAAAGGAGAAAAACAUGAGACUUUGAACAGAGAACCAGUUCAUCAAAUGCCAGUGGAACAGAUUGAUAUUGGUGACUCAGAGAGCAUUGAACCUAAUAAUGUGAAGGAUGUGGAGUGCCUACCUUCAAUUCCUAAUACAUCAGCUGCAUCACUAGAUGCCAAGAGUUGUGAAUCAGAGGAAGAGGUGGAUAUCGUCAAUGGUGAUGAAUAUGAUGGUUUCGCAACAGAGAGUAAGGAGAAUGCCAUUGGAAAGGAGUCCCACACUGGUAUUGGUAUUGAUAUUAACUUACCACAUCAAAUGGAUGCUGAUGUAGAUAUAAGUGAUGAUGAAACACACAAUGGCCGUAAUGCAGCAGAAGCUCUUAGAGCUCGAGUGAAUGCAGAGGGUAAAGAGCAGCAGACUUCCAGCUCAAGCAGCAGCAGUGCAAGUGAGAGUAGUGAAAGUGAGAGUGCUAGUGGAAGCGAGAGCAGGAGCAAGAGAAGUGUAAGUAGCAUUAGCAACAGCGAAAGCAGUGAUGGUGAUUCAGUCACCUCUAUCUGAGCAACGAAAGGUGAGCUGUGCUUGAGCAUAAAGAACUGAUACUUGGAGCCAGCAACGCGGGGAAAUCUUGACCCCAACUACUGUACAGGUUAUGUAUUUAAGUGUUUUUCUAUUGAAUUCCAGUUUCUUUUGCUUUGUUCUAGACCGCAUCAACUAUUGUUGUAUUUUGUAAAAUUGGAAAAAAAAAAGUUUAGUGUA
Rubroshorea leprosula is the source of this 1430-nucleotide messenger RNA. The record is from the annotation of a GenBank genome assembly. Lineage: Eukaryota; Viridiplantae; Streptophyta; Magnoliopsida; Malvales; Dipterocarpaceae.